GAAGAGUGCUGAGUCCAGAAUCAGAUGAUCUAGAUUGAGUUCUACUGAUUAGCAGAACCACGUCGGAACCUAAAUCCUAAAGCCGGGAUUUUCCAUUUCAUCUUUGCAUCAUUUUAUUUCUAUGAGCUUCCGAUGCCACACCUAAAAAGUCAAGGACUAGGUGAAGUUAUUUCUAAUGUCCCUUCCCGUUCAAAAUCUAAACGUGCUGUAGAUUUGCAGAGAACAGAUGGACAAGUUACAUAAAAAGGCUACUGCCUGCCUAAUGGAAGGAAGAUAACUGAUCCAUAAGAUCCAGGAGAUAACUGUUUCAUCCACAGGUGAAAUAUAUAAAGCACGCUUUAUAUAAAUAAGUAUAUUAUUUCAAACGCUUGCCUUCUUUUUAGGCCCUUUUUAGAACCACAAAAUAAUAAUAAAGUAAAAUCGGUCAGAAUAUUCCUUUUCUCAAAAGGUUACAGGGCCUUCAAAGGGGGCGGAGUGGAGGGUGGGGGUAGGGUCCUGUUAAAAGUUGAGUGUGUCCAAGCUUCUGGUCCAGGCAGAGAGCUAUAAGCGCGCGGCUCCUUUAAAAGGCUGCCUCUGCAGGCUCGACUCCCUCCUCCAGCCACCCUCCUUGCCGGGGCUCCCGCUGUGAUUGACACAGAAAGAGAGGAGGCGCCUGGUGCUAACAAAAGUCUGAGCCACUGGAGAGCAGCGUAGGGCCGUGGGUCUCCUCUCUGGGAACCAGCAACAAGUGGCUUGCAGUGGCACUUUCCCUUAGGAAGAAGUGGAUAGCCAGCGCUUGGACUGAAGAAGCCCGGUAUCUCCUCUCCUCUUCACCCUCGGGAGCCCUAGAGCGCGGAUGGGGACCCGGAGGGGAUGCCCGCUCCUGCCUGGUCCUGGGAUGCUGAAAGCGGCACCGACGGAUUGCUCUAGUCCUAUCUGAUCCGGCGUGUGGAUUAUUAAGUGGAUCUGCGGCCCCUCUGAUUACCUUCCUUGCAAAAAGAAAAAGAAAAAGAAAAAGAAAAAUCAAAGGAGAGAAAAGCAAGGGGUGGAAGGAAAAGAUCAAGUCCAUUUGGAGAACCAAGGGGUGGGGAGGGGGGGGCGCAUUGCCUUCCUGGAGAUGGUUCUUGUUUAAGGGUUCUGAAGUAUGUCAAAGUAAUCGUCCGGGAUAGAAGGGUUCACUUGCUCGCUUCCUCAACCUCUGGCUGCCUAAGAGCCCCGCUUUGGCUGGUUAGACAUGGUGUGUAUGGGGAGAAGGAGAGUAUGAAGCCUGCAGAAUGGGAGCGAACAAUGGCAAACAGUACGGCAGUGAGGGCAAAGGCAGCUCAAGCAUCUCAUCCGACGUGAGUUCAAGUACAGAUCACACACCGACCAAAGCUCAAAAGAAUGCAGCUACCAGUGAAGACUCCGACCUGAGCAUGCGCACACUCAGCACCCCCAGCCCAGCCCUCAUCUGUCCACAGAACUUGCAUGGAUUUCAAAAUGGAAGAGGUUCAUCCACCUCAUCUUCCUCCAUCACAGGGGAGACAGUGGCCAUGGUCCACUCUCCCCCUCCAACCCGCCUCACCCACCCUCUCAUCCGGCUAGCCUCUAAACAGCAGAAAGAACAGGCUCACAUUGACCGCCUCCCAGACCACUCUAUGAUCCAGAUAUUUUCCUUCCUGCCUACCAACCAGCUGUGCCGCUGUGCUCGUGUGUGCCGCAGAUGGUACAACCUUGCGUGGGAUCCUCGGCUCUGGAGGACUAUUCGUUUGACUGGUGAGACCAUCAAUGUGGACCGGGCACUCAAAGUAUUAACCAGAAGACUUUGUCAAGACACACCCAAUGUAUGUCUCAUGUUGGAGACGGUGACUGUUAGUGGCUGCAGGCGGCUCACAGACAGAGGACUUUAUACCAUUGCCCAGUGCUGCCCAGAGCUGAGGCGGCUAGAGGUUUCAGGCUGUUACAACAUCUCCAAUGAAGCUGUUUUUGAUGUGGUAUCCCUCUGUCCCAACUUGGAGCACCUGGAUGUGUCAGGAUGCUCUAAAGUCACUUGCAUCAGUCUGACUCGGGAAGCCUCUAUCAAGCUGUCUCCUUUACACGGCAAACAGAUUUCCAUCCGUUACUUGGAUAUGACAGACUGCUUCGUGCUGGAGGACGAGGGUCUGCACACGAUCGCGGCGCACUGCACCCAGCUGACACACCUCUACCUGCGGCGCUGCGUCCGCAUCACCGACGAGGGCCUCCGCUACCUGAUGAUCUACUGCGGCUCCAUCAAGGAGCUGAGCGUCAGCGACUGCCGCUUUGUCAGCGACUUUGGCCUGCGGGAGAUCGCCAAGCUCGAGUCCCGCCUGCGCUAUCUCAGCAUCGCGCACUGCGGCCGGGUCACGGAUGUGGGCAUCCGUUACAUCGCCAAGUACUGCGGCAAACUGCGCUACCUCAACGCGCGGGGCUGCGAGGGCAUCACGGACCACGGGGUGGAGUACCUGGCCAAAAACUGCACAAAACUCAAGUCCCUGGACAUCGGGAAGUGCCCCUUGGUGUCGGACACUGGCCUGGAGUGCCUGGCCCUUAACUGCUUCAAUCUGAAGCGCCUGAGCCUCAAGUCCUGCGAGAGCAUCACGGGGCAGGGUCUCCAGAUCGUAGCCGCCAACUGCUUCGACCUGCAGAUGCUGAAUGUGCAGGACUGUGAGGUGUCCGUGGAGGCCCUGCGCUUUGUGAAACGCCAUUGCAAGCGCUGUAUUAUAGAACACACCAACCCCGCCUUCUUUUGAGUGGACAGCCUCUGUCUAUGAUCUCUUUUUAUAAAAAUCAAAAACAAAACAAAACACACAACAAAAAAAAAUUUGUUUUUUUUUUAACCAAAAAAAUGUUAAAGACAGUACAUGUAAGCACAUGCCACUCUCAUUUGCAAUAGCUGUUUGUUCUUUUGGGGUUUUUUUGUUUUUUAUGCUUUGAAGCUCAUGGGAAUCAGCUUUUGAUUAUUUGUUAUGAUCUACACAAAGAAAACAAAAAUAAGCCUGUUUCUAUUGUAGCUGUUACUUUCUUGUUUCUGGCUGGGUUCUUGUAGGUAAUCUUUCAGAGGGCCUCAGCAGGCCAGUCCUACUGCUACUGGGAAUCCCCAAGAAAGCACUGAUCUAAGAUGCUCCCAAGACUGCCUGCAUUUGGCACAAAGGCCCAAACUCCACACUUAUUUGGAGUAAAACACAUUCCUCAGUCCGAUAAACUAAUGUGAAUGCCACAAACUAUCUUGAGAAAUGGGUCAGUAGCACUUUACAAAGUGCUUUCCAAACUUUUCUUUGUAGAUUAAUUACUCCCCACAAGCAUUCUGGGUCUCUGUGCUCAUGCCCAUUUUAGAAUAAUGGAAAUGAGAAAAAUUGUGUUGUUGUUAUUGUUGUUAUAAACCUAAUGUGAUUUUCCCUUAGUCACCCAGGAAGCCUUCCUCCUCCAAAUGAAUGUCUCCCUUUUUUUUUCUUUAUGCACUGAGCCAUUUUGCCAACCUAUUCCAGGAAGGAUAUUCUAAGGUGCUAGUCUCAGUGUCAGUUUUCUAAUUGUCUCUCUCCCUCAUCUGAGUGAUCUCAAUGUGUGCUCCUGGAACCUAUUUCAUAUUAUUACCAUGCUCUGUUGUUCGUAAUGCUCUAUGAGCAUGAUUAACAGGCAGCACUGACAGGGCGGGGUCUAUAUAUCUGAGGAUGAGAUUAGAGAAAUCAGUUUCAGACAGAUGCUGAGCUGAGAUCUUUUAGUCUUUCAUUGGUAUAAAAGAAAGUCAUCCUUCCAAAGCCUUUGCUAACAGGGGGAAAUACCCUUGAAAUUUUUAAUUAAGAAGUGAUGCCCAAAAGACACACCCUUUCACUCUACAAAAUAUUUUUUUUUCCUUUUCCUCAGUGCACAUGUGGCAGGCACAUCUGUACUCCAGCUGUGAGAGAACUAACCAGAUUUCCCUUUUGUCAUUCAGACUUCUGUUUUUCUUUUUCAUUUAUUUGUUCCUUUAUGCACCCAUACUUCAUUGAAUGUAUGAAAUCUUUUUGAGGUUGAACCCUUAAAUGCCUAAUUGUGCACAGUGUCACCUUGUGUGCAUAUUUCCAUAGUUCUAUGCAUAUUCCACUUCAAAGGAUGAGUAGUUAACUUCCACAUUUGUAAUGGUGCGCUCUAUGGAUAUGGCAUGCAUAUAAACAAGGAAACACAUCAGUGAGAUUUAGACUCUGACCCACCAACCAUGUCAACCAUUCUUUAGAAAUAAAUACAUACCUAUGCACACGUGAUUUCUAAACAGGAAGUUACCGUUUUAUAGUGGAGUGAGUUUUUGGCAGUUCAAUUUGCAUAAAAUCAAUAAGCCAGGGGGGAAAAUUCCAUUGCCUUUCUAUUUGAAGUUCAUUCCUUGAUUCCAACUAGCAUGUGAGUUUUUAAAUGCUCCUUCACAGCUCCCCACCCUUAAUCAUUCACUUCUAAAAAUUGUUCUACUUCCACCCAAAAGGAAUGGCAUCCAAAUCAGGGCCUCUAGACCUCCAAGCCAAGCAUGCUAAAUCUGUUUGCAGAGCAAGGCCUGUACAAUGAUUGACAAUGGCUUCGAGUCAGAGGCCCCUGUGCUGUACAUGUGUUGGGAAGUAGGAGCUGAAAUAGGGAAUCAUCUGCCCAGUCUGGUUCUCAUAAUGAAACAGUAGCUUGCUUUCCAGACAACAUCAUUAGCAUCAUUGACGUAGCAUUCAAAACCGUGUACUAAGAGGGAAAAAAUGCAUGAUCUGGCUGGAAAUACCACUUAGAAACACUCACACGGCUUAUAAACGUAUACAUGACCUGAAGCAGCAUUCUACAUGCAAUCUGUGUCCCUUGACUGAGGUUUAUUUGUGAGUCACAGAGAACGUUCCCUCAUACUGGGCGAAAUGAUCUCCCAGGUGAGUUUAAGAUUCCCUAGCAGACCCUUAUGUGCCAGAGACCACUGGCUACUCGGUGGCUCCAAAUAUUAAAAACCUUAUCUUCCUGCCGUUUAAUAAGUGUCAAAUUUACUGCUUUCUGCAUAUCUGACAAGGUCAACUCUUUACAGUGAGUGUACAGCAUAUCUUUGCUUUAUCCAGUUUCUAACUUUUCCCCCAGACUUCUCUUCAUGAUGUUCCAUAGGGAGUUCAAGAAGUUUGAAUGUUUGGAGGAGGUAAUUGGAAAUUGAGUUUAGCAAGUUUUAAGAGACCAACCAAAUGGCCUUAUUAGCAAAUUUGACUGUUUUAACAUGUUGCUUCCUUCCUGGCUAUGCUAAAUUGAAUGCUCUUCUUUAAAAAUUUCUAAUGUUGGAAUCAUUGCGUGCUGUAUGAUUCUCUAGAAAGCCAUUAAUUUACUACCAUCGAGAAAUAAAGCAAUAUGUCAGUAA
This is a messenger RNA of Sarcophilus harrisii (Tasmanian devil), 5314 nucleotides long. RefSeq names its product F-box and leucine rich repeat protein 7 (gene FBXL7). Gene Ontology annotation, biological process: SCF-dependent proteasomal ubiquitin-dependent protein catabolic process. Lineage: Eukaryota; Metazoa; Chordata; Mammalia; Dasyuromorphia; Dasyuridae. The coding region runs from base 1254 to 2729 and encodes 491 amino acids. The transcript has 4 exons. The record is from RefSeq and is a predicted model, not a curated record. Gene Ontology annotation, molecular function: protein binding. Gene Ontology annotation, cellular component: SCF ubiquitin ligase complex.